AUGUCGGACGUGCCAAAGUCUGCAACGGUGCCGUGCUUGAGCUCACUGCGACGCGAGAGAGACGAUGCUAUCAGGCGCUGGUCUGCAACAAGCGCAGCGACAGUAGCUACUUACUACUACGGCGCGGACUCAAGCAUCGCAAGCCAUCGAUCGCGAAGCGCAGUUCAUACGCUACCUCGUCUCGACACGCAAGCGGGAGCGUCUGCUACCGUUCACGCUGGGAGUGACGAACAGCGCGACAGCUCCGACUCUGCCAUCAGCUUGCCCAUCUUCUACACGCCCUCGUUGAUCUCGCCCAACGCAAUACAGUCUGUUCAAGUGCCUUCUGAUGGCAGCUCCGAAGCGCGCUGCUUUGUCUAUGGCCAUCUGCCAGACUUCCCGCAGACCGUGGCGGGAUCCUCGACCGGCUCGUACUCGCCGAGCUGCCAAAGCGACCCUUUGGAGGCUCUUCGUGGCGCGGCCUCGUUCGACACAAACCGGUCUGAUCCUUCUGAUCAGCCGCAGAGAUAUUCAGGCUACUCAUCCUGCUCCUCGCUUGCGCCGUCACCCGCCGAAUCAGCGCAAUCGCUCCUCGAUGCGCUCGCCGAGACUCCUCGUCGCACAGCAAGGCAUCCGUUGACGCCUCGACGGCCGGCCAGGAACGAAAGAGAUGAGACUCCAAGACGGGUGCCAGCAUUGAUAGUGUCUUCUGCUUCUCCUGCGCAGACCAUCAUCUCAUCGCAUGAAUUGCAAGACGUCAUCGACCGUACAGUCCACGCGACGAAUGAAUAUGUUGCGGACGCCCGCUUCGCCCAUGGAAUUUCCACUGACACAUGCUCCACUUCGACAUUCACCGACAGCUCGUCAGCACGCUUGCUGAUCCAAAGUCCUCCAACUAAGCCAAGACCGGCAACAUCGCCUGCAAGCGAGCCAAAGACCAGUCCUUUCGAACACAGGCCUCGUCGACACAGCAGCGCACAAGAGCCAUCUUCGCCGACUUGCGAUAGACAAAGCAAGCACUACGAUAAAUCCGUCUACUCUGGCCCUAGCUUUCUCGACCUGCCAGCCGACGCGCCAGAAUUCAUCACGCUGCUCAUAGACCAGGAGGGCUUCCGGGAAGUGUCCAUCAGGCUUCGCGUGUCGGCUAUCGACCCGGUCUCGGAGCUCAUCGCCUAUGCCGCUUCAACCGAGGCUGGCUAUCCUUAUCAUCACGGAGCUUUCCAGAACCCGCCGGCUUUGCGUCGAGUCUGCAGAGACAGUGAUCUCGCGCGAGACUUUCUCGGUCGUAAUGCCUCGCUGGCCAUUCGCACAGCAGGCACAUUUGCAGUCGAAGGAGUGGAGAAGAAGCUGCCUUGGCGUUUUGUCUAUUGCGUUCGAGACAGGCUCAGUCUGCUUGGACAGCCCGUCCGGCGUGAAAAGGCAAGCUGGGUCACCAACUGA
This is a messenger RNA of Mixia osmundae IAM 14324, 1419 nucleotides long. RefSeq lists its product as uncharacterized. The record is from RefSeq and is a predicted model, not a curated record. Lineage: Eukaryota; Fungi; Basidiomycota; Mixiomycetes; Mixiales; Mixiaceae. The transcript has a single exon. The coding region runs from base 1 to 1419 and encodes 472 amino acids.